ACUCACACAGUCUGAGACGGACACACACAACUGACGUCGCCCGUCUCCUCUGUUGCUCUCUCCCUACUUAAAAUCUCCGCCCCUUGCCCAAAUCACAAGGGACGGGCUCGCCGGAAUUGCCAGGAGGGACGGGCGAGGUUCGCGAGGAAGAGGAGUAGGAAUUCGCUCCCCGUUUCGCGUAAUUCGAGUUUCGCCCGGGUGGGGGACGCACGCAGAUGUGAGCGAUCCCAUCCCAUGGCUGCAUCAACGGCGGCCGGCGGUGGCGGGGGAGGUGCGGGAGUGCCGGCGGAUGUGCUCUUCACGGAGCUUUGGAAGGCUUGCGCGGGGCCGCUGGUGAAUGUGCCGGCGGUCGGGGAGAGGGUCUUCUACUUACCGCAGGGACACAUCGAGCAGGUGGAAGCGUCGACGAACCAGGUCGCCCAGCAGCAGGGUGCGCCCCUCUACAAUCUGCCAUGGAAGAUCCCGUGCAAGGUCAUGAACGUCGAACUGAAGGCCGAGCAAGAUACUGAUGAGGUGUAUGCUCAGCUCACCCUGCUUCCUGAGAAGCAGAAAAAUGAAAAUGUCUCCUCGGAGAAGGAGGAGGAGGUGCCUGCUGCACCACCAGCUGCGAAUGAGCGUCCUUGUGUGCACUCCUUCUGUAAGACUCUGACUGCUUCGGACACAAGCACACAUGGCGGAUUCUCGGUGUUGCGCCGGCACGCAGAUGAGUGCCUUCCACCGCUGGAUAUGAGUCAGCAUCCCCCAACUCAAGAGCUGAUGGCCAAAGAUCUGCAUGGGGUCGAGUGGCGCUUCCGUCACAUCUUCCGAGGUCAGCCAAAAAGACACCUUCUGCAGAGCGGGUGGAGUGUUUUUGUUAGUAACAAGCGUCUUAUUGCUGGGGAUGCCUUCAUAUUUCUCAGAGGUGAGAAUGGGGAACUACGUGUCGGAGUUCGGCGUGCAAUGAGACAACAAGCCAAUAUUCCAUCUUCGGUCAUAUCGAGUCACAGUAUGCAUCUUGGUGUCCUUGCAACAGCAUGGCAUGCUGUGAACACUGGGUCUAUGUUCACUGUAUACUAUAAGCCAAGGACUAGUCCAGCUGAAUUUGUGGUCCCUUGCGAUCGGUACUAUGAAUCGCUGAAACGAAAUCAUUCAAUAGGGAUGCGAUUUAAGAUGAGAUUCGAAGGUGAGGAGGCUGCAGAGCAAAGAUUCAGUGGAACGAUAGUUGGAAUAGGUGAUUCUGAUCCAUCUGGCUGGGCGGACUCAGAAUGGCGUUCUCUUAAGGUGCGGUGGGAUGAAGCGUCUUCUGUUCCUCGUCCUGACCAAGUUUCCCCUUGGCAAAUAGAACCUGUGGCUAGCCCUCUUCCUGUCAGUCCACAGCAGGCACCCAGAUACAAGAGGUCUCGUCCAAAUGUUAUAGUUUCUUCAUCUGACUUGUCUUCUGUAAACAAAGAAGUUUCUUCGAAAGCCGUUGCAAACUCGCACCAAAAUCAGCUUCCAAAGACCUUCCAGAGUCAAGAAAAUGCGAUAUUCGAAAGUCGUUUCGGUGAUCCUAAUGAUUUAAAUAGUUCCACGAAGCUUACCAUGUGGCCUUCUGAGCAUGAUCAAGAGAAAAGUAUCACCCAGAGGAAACUGAAUUCCAAAGGUUGGGUCCAGGUGCAAAGGCCUGAAGGUUACACUGACAUGUUAUCGGGAUUUCAGCCACUGAAAGCUACACAGAACUCAUUGUGUUAUUUUCCUAGUCAGAUAUCUGAGAAUUGUUCAACCACCUGGAACAUGAUCAAUGUUCAUUAUCCAAACCAACAAGUUAACCGCAACACGUUGCCUGACACAUGGUCUUUUAUGGCUCCUAAUGCUGGUUUCGGGGUGAUACGACCUGAUUACCUAACUAGGCAUGGCAAAACACUCCCUCAAAGCACAGAAAAUGCAAAAUUUAGCUGGAAUGGAGAUUUCACUUCACUUCAGGUCCAGGGCACUGAUCAGCGCUCCUCCGGUUGGUUUGACCAUGCUGAGCUGAGUUCCCACACAGAAGAUACCUCUCCGAACUUAAUCAAGCCACAGGCACCGGUCAUUGCUCAAGAUCUUCGGAAAACUAAAGGUCCUCCGUGUAUGCUAUUUGGGAUUCCUCUUGACAGCCCUAAGAAAUCUGAACCUCUGAUAUCCCCCACAAAUGUUGCAUAUGAUUGGAAGCCCCAAACCCCUCAUUCAGUAAAAGAGCCUGAAGUUGAUAAAAGUUCUGAUCCUCCCAGAAUUGUGAAUCCACUUGAUGGAACUCAGCUAUAUUCCGUUAUGGAAAAACACCAGUCUUGUCCAGAAGCUUCCAGAAAUACUCAGAGCAAAAUGCAAAAUUGGUCCAACCGGAGCUGCACGAAGGUCCACAAGCAAGGCAUUGCACUUGGUAGGUCGGUUGAUCUGGCGAGGUUCACGUGCUAUGGUGAGUUGAUUGCUGAACUGGAUCAGAUGUUUGACUUCCACGGUGAGCUGAAUGGUUCUGGCAAGAAUUGGAUGGUCGUGUACACUGACACUGAUGGUGAUAUGAUGCUUGUUGGGGAUGACCCGUGGAAUGAAUUCUGCGAUGUGGUUCAUAAGAUCUUCAUCUAUACGAGGGAGGUGAUCCAGAAGAUGAAUCCAGGUGCCCUCAGAGAAAGAUCAGAAGAUAAUCUGUCUGCCUCCCUGGAAAGAGGGUUGCUGGCAGAUACCCGAGGUGGCUUGACCACACCAUCCCUGAUGUCUCAAAACUGCUAGUAUGUUGUGUCGGUGAGCUGUGUCUUUGGCGGCAAUACUUGCUCCAACUAUCUAACAGGACAAGUGUUGUCCACUUGUUGCAGAUCUUUUGUAGUGCCAACCCAGAGGCGACAUGAGAGCUUUUUCGUGGCAUAGUUGGUCUGUUGAUGCGUGUAUCGGGUAUGUGAACCCUGUGGUAUCCCUGUCUGUAGAUGGUGCGUGUCCUGUUGUCUGUUGGCCCCGUUCGUCCAUUGAUAGAAGUUUUGGGUGAGAUUUGUUGGUUUAAGUUCAUUGCGUUAUGCGUCCAGCAGGAGAAAACGAAUAGACUGACAUCCUGGGCGCUUGCUUUACCUUAUCUAAUCCUCCAUUGUACAUUA
Lolium perenne is the source of this 3077-nucleotide messenger RNA. Its product is annotated as auxin response factor 24-like. Gene Ontology annotation, biological process: response to hormone; regulation of DNA-templated transcription. NCBI's taxonomy places the organism in Eukaryota, Viridiplantae, Streptophyta, Magnoliopsida, Poales, Poaceae. Gene Ontology annotation, molecular function: DNA binding. The record is from RefSeq and is a predicted model, not a curated record. Gene Ontology annotation, cellular component: nucleus.